AUGCAAGUCCAAGAUCGCAACUUUCCGCCGCCCGAUUCCCCCAAAACCCACAAGUCUCAGUCCAGGGCCAAACCCUUUUCGAUUCACUCCAAGAAUCUCGAUUUCUCCACAUGGGCCUCCGAGAAUCUGUACAAAAUCCUGACGAUUCUCCUCCUGAUCGCCACCGUCGCCGCCCUCUUCUUCCUCCGGAACUACUCCACUGGCGGCGGGGACGCGACGGCGCUGCUGUGCCUCCAGUCCGCCCAGUCGCACUCAGUCCACCCCAAGCUCCCUAAGGUCAUUUGGAACUCGAUCGACCGCAUUGUUGAUAAAACGACGCCGUAUUCCAGCUUCCGAUCCGAGAAAUGGAUCGUUGUAUCGGUUUCGGAUUAUCCAUCUGAUGUUUUGAGAAAAAUGGCUAAGCUAAAAGGAUGGCAAGUGCUCGCGAUUGGGAAUUCCAAGACUCCAAAAGACUGGAAUUUGAAAGGCGCUAUAUAUUUAUCAUUGGACGUGCAAGCUCAACUGGGUUUUAGAGUAACAGAUUACUUGCCUUACGAUUCAUAUAUUCGAAAAACCGUCGGCUAUCUAUUUGCUAUUCAACACGGUGCGCAAAAAAUCUAUGAUGUGGAUGAUCGAGGUGAAGUAAUCGACAAUGACAUCGGCAAGCAUUUUGAUAUUGAGCUAAUCGGCGAGAGUGCCCGACAGGAAGUCAUCUUACAGUACAGCCAUGAAAAUCCCAAUCGAACAGUCGUGAACCCAUACAUACAUUUCGGGCAAAGGACCGUUUGGCCGAGAGGACUGCCGUUAGAAAAUGUGGGUGAAAUUGAGCACGAAGAGUUUUACACUGAGGUUUUCGGAGGCAAACAGUUCAUCCAGCAAGGGAUCUCGAAUGGGCUGCCAGAUGUUGACUCGGUUUUUUACUUCACAAGGAAGGCCAGCUUAGACUCGUUCGAUAUAAUAUUCGACGAUCGUGCCCCUAAGGUCGCAUUGCCCCAGGGGACAAUGGUCCCGGUUAACUCAUUCAACACGAUUUUCCACUCGUCGGCAUUUUGGGGUUUAAUGCUGCCUGUCUCGGUUAGCACUAUGGCUUCGGAUAUUUUGAGGGGUUAUUGGGCUCAGAGAAUUUUAUGGGAAAUCGGGGGGUAUGUAGUGGUUUACCCCCCAACUGUACAUAGACACGAUAAAAUCGAGGGGUACCCUUUUUCGGACGAAAAGGACCUCCACGUGAACGUUGGCCGGUUGAUUAAUUUCUUAGUCGAGUGGAGAUCGAACGAGAAGCAUCGAUUAUUCGAGAAAAUCUUGGAAUUGAGUCACGUUAUGGCCGAGGAAGGCUUUUGGACUGAAAAAGAUGUACUUUUUACGGCCGCUUGGCUUCAAGAUUUGCUUGCUGUCGGUUAUCAGCAGCCUCGUUUGAUGUCUUUAGAAUUGGAUCGGCCGAGAGCUGCGAUUGGGCACGGGGACCGAAAGGAGUUUGUGCCUCAAAAACUCCCGUCGGUUCAUUUAGGGGUCGAGGAAAUCGGGACUGUUAAUUAUGAGAUCGCGGAUUUGAUACGGUGGAGGAAGAAUUUCGGGAAUGUUGUGCUCGUGAUGUUUUGCGGUGGGCCCGUCGAGCGAACGGCUUUGGAGUGGAGGUUGCUUUACGGGAGGAUAUUCAAGACGGUAAUUAUGUUGUCGGAGGGGAAAAAUGAUGAUCUCGUCGUGGAAGAAGGGCGGUUGGAUUAUAUUUACAAGUUUUUGCCUAAAUAUUUCGAAAGAUACACCAGUGCAGAGGGCUUUCUAUUUCUAAAAGACGAUACUGUCCUCAACUACUGGAACUUGCUCCACGCUAACAAAUCUAAGCUCUGGAUAACAAAUAAGGUAUCAAAAUCUUGGAUGAGCAUUUCAACUGCCGGCAAUGAUUGGUUUGCCAAGCAAGCAGAGAAUGUGAACAAAGUUGUCUCAACAAUGCCAGCUCAUUUUCAAGUCAACUACAAAGAAAACGUUAAAAAUCAACAAGAAAAUGAAAAUCUCAUAAUGUGCAAUUCGGAGGUCUUUUACAUCCCUCGGCAUUUGGCGCCCGAUUUUACUGACCUAGUUAAUCUAGUGGGCGAACUCGAUAUUCACCACAAGAUCGCUAUACCAAUGUUCUUCCUAGCCAUGGAUUCGCCUCAGAAUUUCGACGGGGUUUUUGAUAAAAUGAAAUAUAAGCAAAAGCUACAGAGUAAUUCUACUUCAUUUUAUUCGGCUGAUGUGCCAGCUGUUCACCCAUGGAAUGUGUCUAGCGAGCAAGAUUUUAUAAAGCUUUUGAGAUUAAUGGCGGCAGAGAAGCCACCAAUGGCGUGUAGUUCAGGGACCUGCCAAUCGGGUUGCUAUCGGAACGAAUAUUCCGGCGGAGAAGACGAUCAGAAGCAACAUAAGGCGUCGGAAAAUGGGGUCGAGCCCAAUUUUGCUUCCCCUCGGGGCGGCGAUUUGAGUGUUCGCAGCAUCUGCGUUAAAUGCAAGGUUACCGAAGCCAUGGUCUCUACGCACCCCGCGGUUGCUGGAGGCGGCGGCGGAGACGGAGGAAGAUACUGCGCCGAUUGCUUCCGGAGUAAUUUGUUCGGGAAGUUCCGGUUCGCCGUCACUUCGAAUGCAAUGAUUUUGCCGUCCGAUAAUGUUCUCGUUGCAUUUUCCGGCGGUUCUUCAUCUAGGGUGGCUCUUCAAUUCGUUCAUGAGAUGCAACAAAAAGCCCAAAAGAAUUACGAUGCAAGUAGGGAAAAAACAUUGCCCGUAUUUCAAGUCGGGGUCGUGUAUAUUGAUGAAACUGCCAUUUAUCCAAUACCUUCUACUGAUUACGAUAGAUCCCUUGAUAAGAUGAGACUGAUUGUUUCAAGUUUAGCUCCUCCAGCAAAACAUUUUUUGGUCAUCCCAAUUGAAAGUAUUUGUACACCUGAUUUUAGUGCUGGGACUGGGAGAGAUCGAUUGACCAGUUUAAUUGCUGCAGUAGAUGAUGUUACUGGAAAAGAAGAUCUAGUAGAACAUCUCCGCAUGCAGUGUUUGCAAAAGGCUGCUUUUGAAAAUGGAUACACCAAAAUCAUUAUGGGAACGUGCACAUCCCGGAUAGCAUGUCGUGUACUUGAAGCAACAGUCAAGGGCCAGGGUUUCUCAUUAGCUGCAGAUAUACAGUAUGUCGAUGCUAGGUGGAAAGUACCAGUGAUGCUUCCUCUUCGUGACUGUCUAUCUGAAGAGCUGAAUAUGUUAUGCACUCUAGACAGUUUGAAGAUUAUAGAUGCAUUCAAGCAACCUCAUUCUGGCAUCAACGGCUUAAUAUCCUCAUUUGUUAAAUUAUUGAAGGAGGAAAAUCCAUCUCGAGAAAGCACAAUUGUACGAACUGCAGGGAAGCUCACGCCCUUUUGUUUUAACAGAACACCCGAAACUAACGAUCAGAAUACUCAAUCGGCAUCUAAGAGGAGGCAGAAGAAAUACAACUUGAAGCCUUACAGCGAAUCAUUGAUCCGAGAAUCGUUUUGUGUUGUUUGCAAAAGCCCACUAAAGGAAGCCAAGAGCUCGAGUCUUAACAGCUUUGGCAAUCAGGAAAAAAGUGCGAAAAUCCACUCGGAUGCUUGUUCAAGUUGCCAGUUCCAGAUUCUUCCAAAGGAUACUUCAUCUCUCGAGUACUUCUUAUCUCUGCUUCCAGAGUCAAUAGCAGCAAACCUUACUAAGGAUAAUCGAGACAGCCACGAGUUGCUUAGGGACCAAAUACAAGAUUGUUUGUUAUCGGAUAGUGAUGACGAGACUUAA
Molecule: messenger RNA, 3738 nt
Organism: Striga hermonthica
Lineage: Eukaryota; Viridiplantae; Streptophyta; Magnoliopsida; Lamiales; Orobanchaceae
Source: the annotation of a GenBank genome assembly